AUGCAAGCUCCACCAUUCGUUGCCCGCGUCGACUCCCGUGUAAGUCGCAACGCAACCGCACUACACAAUGGUACCGACGCGAACACCACAGGCGACGUCGUAAUCAACAUGGGUGACUUGACCACGACCAAUCUUACCAAUAACAAGGAUACGCUAUUUGGCCCGAGCAUUGGCGUUGUCAGCACUGCCCCGGAAUGGUGCACUGCUGAUGCCGCGCUCGACGAGAAGACAUACAACAGUGAGAAAGAGAUAAAUGAGAAGGAUGAUGAAAAGAGAGAGGACGUUGAUGAGCUGACGCCGGAGGUUGUCAAGGAGUGGCCAUCGGAACCAACGACAACCCUUCAAGCGCUUGUGAACCUUAAGCGCCCUUCUAUCCGUCUUUCCCCACUUGCAGCGCCUUCCGAGCCCUCCACAUCAAACGCCGACGAAUCCGGAGAUGCCACUUCCAAACAUCACCAACAGCAUGGCCUCGAAUUUGAAUUUGACUGUGACGCUCCGCAGUGCUUGAUUUCUUUGCAUGUUGUUGGUGUACCAGCUCACCUUGGCGAGUCGGAGGAUAACUUGCACAGUGCUGCUAAAGACAAGGAGCGAUUAGUACUUUUCGAGACAACUCUUCCGGGCGGUUUUGCGCGCAAGUUAGCGCUAUCAGAGGGUGCAACUCUCGAACUCGCACGAUUGGAGGCCGCGGCGCGCGGUUAUCGUGCUCAACUCGCGGCAGCCACGGCGCCCGCGAGGGGUUCCGACGGAAAGCCCGAAGGCUCCAUCACAAACACUACUCCAGCCGCGGACAAUGGACAUGAACGUGAACAGCGCAAGAAGCGUCUUACGUUCUUCCGCAAGAAGGGCAGUUCGCACACACAACAUUCCACUUCUAAUACACAGCCGGCGCCGGCGCCAGCUGUGCCUUCGGGACCUGCUCUCGCGGUCGUCGACGCGGAGGCUCCUCAUAAUGAACCUCAGGGGUCGCUGUCUCCACAGAACCAGAAUGCGCUUACGACUUUCUUCGCGGGUGGUGAUGCUGAGAAAGCGAAGCGCAAGAAAGAAGCUGAUGAAGAUGGCGUGCGGAUUGCGAUUCGCCUUGCAGCGCGCGAUGCUGACGGACACGCGCUGAAAGUACGCAACGAGCAGGUCACGUAUUUGCAUAUUGUUAGGCAGGGAACUACUCCCGCUACUGCUACCGGUGACAACGCAGCGGCUUCUAGCGGAGAGGCAGCUGCUACACCCGCGAACGGUGAGCAAGAAAACAACACACAGGCCGCACGAGAUGAGGAGGGCAAGGAAAAAGAAGAUACCCGAUCAUGGAUAGUCCGCGUGGUGAAGCGCGAGGCUCGAAUCGGUGCACACGCAUUCCAACUUCACGAGAUCUACGGUCUUACCGCACACGCUUCUGCCUCCGAAGCUACUCACAGCGUUACUCCCUCCUCACCCCCUCCUGCUUCUGAGUCACAUACCUACCCUCCGCAGCCACAAAUUCUGAAUGGAGCCGGAUCUGAGGCGGAUGACAGUCCUGCGGAAUGUUUACUCUGUCUGAGCUCUCCGCGCGAAGUUGUACUCCUUCCAUGUCGCCAUCUUGUCGCAUGCCGCGAGUGCGCGGUUAACAUGGUUGAGUUUGGUGCAGGUGGUACGGUUACGCAGCCUGAAGCGGAGGUACCCGCCGCUCCUGCACCAGCUACUACUGGAGAUGCAGCAGGUGAAGGAGCUAACGGAACUCAAGGGGAUCAACCAUCUACUCCUGCACCUGCCCCAAUGCCUACUCCGACUCCGGCGAUUCGUAGGAAGAGAAAAGCAAAGGGUUGGUUCUGCCCCGUAUGUCGUCAACCAUACACGAGUUUAUUACGCAUUACUACCGCCCCACCGCCGACAAAGGGUGCAGGCACAGGGCACGCCACUACAGGCGACACUUCAGCAGACGCGAAGCGCGUCUCACUCGCUUCGUCGCUCACUUCUUCUCCCUCACCACUCAACGAACAGCCACCCCACCCUCUUGCAAACACCCCCGCCCUGCCGCCUGUGGCGGUGACCACGCCUAAUUCGGGUGCAGCAACGCCUGCACCGAAUGCUACUGAAGAAGGCGGGAUGGAGUUACGAGGAGCGUUUGCGAGUAUUGCGAGGCCUGGGUUCUUGAGGGGACUUUCUGGACGGGCGGCGAGCACUGCGAGUAGGGAGCGGGAUUUGGAGCGAGGGGCGUAA
Molecule: messenger RNA, 2190 nt
Organism: Fomitiporia mediterranea MF3/22
Lineage: Eukaryota; Fungi; Basidiomycota; Agaricomycetes; Hymenochaetales; Hymenochaetaceae
Exons: 4
Coding region: 1-2190 (729 amino acids)
Biological process (GO): protein ubiquitination
Cellular component (GO): cytoplasm
Molecular function (GO): ubiquitin protein ligase activity
Source: RefSeq, a predicted model, not a curated record